GGAUUCGAACUCCAUGAUUUCGAUGAUUAUGAUGAGCAAAAUGAUUUUGAAGAUGAAGAACUUGUUGGAGAGGAGGAAGACAGUGAAGAUUGGCAGUCUGAAACGGACGAGAAUGAGGAAGAGAUGGAAGAGGGCGAGGAGGAGGUGGACGAACCCAUAGAGAUGGGGGCUGAAGUAGGGGAGAGGAACAGGGAAGACGAAGAACACGAGGAAGAAAGGAAGGCAGGCAAAGAUGAGGGGGAUAUUCUGCAAGAUCCGCCACCACCCGCUGCAUACUUUACGUGUUUCGUCGACAGGAUUGUCCGAGAUUCAAUGAUUGUCCUUUGGCCCGAGAGUACGGCAAUGGUUUUAGCCCGUUUUCUUGCCGACAACGAUCAGUACAAAGCACUGUUGGCCUACUGUCACUUGAACGAACCGUAUUUAAAAGAACUGUGCAGUGCAUUUCGAUUUUUUGAAGGCAUCGCACUUAUUGGUUUAAAGGAGCCGGAAAAAGCGAUGCAAUCAUUUUUGGAUGCUGUUGAAGGUGUGAGAAGAGAAGAUCAGGCUCUAAACAGGACACUCAAUACGCGUGGUGUUGAUCCGUCUCGUCCGUUCACCGUGGUCAAGUAUAUUCUUAAGGUGAUGACGAUAGUGGAAAGGCAUGGUUUCCCUGACCUGUUAGUUCGGCUGUCACGAAUAGCUUUGCGAGAAGCAGAACGAGAUAGAACGGGAGUCGAACGUUUUUUGCCAAAAUUACACGUGAAUUUAUUCAAAUCGGAACUUCGCACUGAGCAAUACGAAGAAGCAAUGAAAAGUAUCCUGAACAAUCCAUACAAAGAUAAUGCUCGAACAUGCUUGAGAGAGAUGAUGGCAAAACUGGUGGAGCAAAAGCUAACAAAUACUAUUGUUGAAAUGUUUUAUUUCACUAUGGAAAGAGAGGCGGUCGAAAUCUUGCGCGAAUAUGCGAGAGCAUCAAAUGUUAAGAAGGAUGGCUUUUUCUACGAGUUGCUUUACGCAUUUCACAUGCAUCGAUCAAGUUUUCAACGAGUUGAUUGGAUCAGCGAAUGCAAGAAUUUGAGCAUUUGA
This is a messenger RNA of Gongylonema pulchrum, 1065 nucleotides long. The record is from the annotation of a GenBank genome assembly. NCBI's taxonomy places the organism in Eukaryota, Metazoa, Nematoda, Chromadorea, Rhabditida, Gongylonematidae.